Molecule: messenger RNA, 1861 nt
Organism: Sinocyclocheilus anshuiensis
Lineage: Eukaryota; Metazoa; Chordata; Actinopteri; Cypriniformes; Cyprinidae
Product: acetylserotonin O-methyltransferase-like
Exons: 9
Coding region: 128-1174 (348 amino acids)
Molecular function (GO): O-methyltransferase activity; protein dimerization activity
Source: RefSeq, a predicted model, not a curated record
GUCCGAGUCAUUUCCGCGAAUCGGUUCUUGCCUACAGUUCGGUUCAAAAUUCCAGCGAUUCUUCCAGCGUGUCAAAGUACCUGCUCUGAAGCGUUCCAGUAAAGCCAUAUUAGGGACGUUUCUCACCAUGGCUGAGCAUUUAUCCCAGAGUGAACUGGACUAUCCUUUUAAGCUCUUGGAAUAUUUCAAUGGAUUCAGGAUCUCCAAGGCAAUAUUUUCAGCUUGUGAAUUAGGGGUGUUUGACCUUCUCCUCCAAUCCCAAAAGCCCAUGAGUGCAGUUGAAGUGGCACAGAAGCUUGGCACCAGUGAAGAUGGUAUAGAGCGUUUACUGGAUGUUCUGGUUGCCAUUGAGAUUGUGGACGUGGAAGUGGUACAGGGUACAGCUUUUUACAGCAGUACAGAUGUUGCUAAUCUAUACCUGGCCAAGACUAGCCCAAAAUCUCUACAUGAUCUGAUCAUUUAUAACUCUCAGACCAUCUACCCACUCUGGAACAAUCUGGUAGACGCUGUUAGGGAAGGAAAGAACCAGAAUGAGAAAACUUUUGGCCUCCCAUCUGAAGAGAUCUUCUCUGCCAUAUACAGGUCAGAAGAGGAGAUGCUGAAAUUCAUGGGACUGAUGAACUCUACGUGGGUCAUUGACGGCCAUGACAUAGUGACAGCUUUCGAUCUUACUAACUUCAAGACCGUCAUAGAUCUGGGAGGCUGCUCUGGUGCAUUAGCGCGAGAGUUGGCUAAAGAGUAUCCUUCCUCCACUGUCACGGUGCUGGAUCUCCCAGCUGUGGUCCAGACUGCUCAGCAGCAUUUCGCCCAGCAAGACGACACCAUCUGUUUUCAAGAGGGGGACUUUUUUGAAGGAGAAAUCCCUCCUGCAGAUUUAUACAUUCUGGCCCGGAUCAUUCAUGACUGGAAGGAGGAAAAAAAUCUCAAACUACUGAAGAAGAUUCAUACAGCAUGUCAUCCAGGUGGAGGCGUUCUGAUCGCAGAGGCACUGUUGUUUGAGAACAGCCGUGGUCCAACUAUGGUUCAGAUGUUUUCUCUGAACAUGCUGGUGCAGACAGAAGGGAAAGAGCAUCCACCCUCUCAUUAUACACAUCUGCUCACCGAAGCAGGAUUCAGAGAUGUGCAGGUCUGUCGGACCGGAAAAUCAUACGAUGCUAUUUUGGCACUCAAAUGAAUAUGCACAAGUGUAUUAAUGUAAUCAUUGUUAGUAAUCAGAACCCUUCUGCCUUAUCUGCAGACAGUCAGUAAUCAUAUUCAUGCACAUGUCAGACAUCUGUUGUUCCACCUUGGCCUCGUUUGUAAAGUAAUAAAGCAGUUUUUUUCUCAAACACAGAGUGAGCCCACUCCUGAUCCUUACGAUUCCUUCAAAAGACCAAUUUUAGUACAAAUUAGGUUUAGUUAUUUGUGAGUUUGACUCCUGAGGCCUACCAGAUGUAGUCUGAGAAGGGGUGGGAUAAAGAGCUGUUUUGGAUUGGCCGGUGGUGUCAAAAUAAGCUCCUCCCUCUAUCCCGUCUUGCGUAUCUAUGCACUGUCGUCUUGACAUAUGGUUAAGUGUGACCCCUAGUGGUUAUUUGUUGAACUAACAGAAAAAAACAUUCUACUAAAAAUGUACACAAAAUCCAUACAUAAAAUAGCAGUAGUUGAUUUUUAGCUAAAGAAAGUCUGAAUAUCAACUCCUGGCCUCAUUCCAUUUCAACAAUACGAUUUUUGUAUCAAAUAGUCCUAAUACAAUUAAUUUACCAUCCUUCUAUAGAAAAAAUGCCUCUUAAUUUUUUCGUUUAUUAUUUGUUUGUUUUUUUGUGAAAACCUUGCACCACCCGUGAUGUUGUGCCACACAUUUAUACUUGUCCACUGAAAAAAA